This is a messenger RNA of Naegleria fowleri, 1674 nucleotides long. RefSeq lists its product as uncharacterized. Gene Ontology annotation, molecular function: protein binding. The transcript has 2 exons. The record is from RefSeq and is a predicted model, not a curated record. Gene Ontology annotation, cellular component: Golgi apparatus. Bases 1 to 1674 code for a protein of 557 amino acids. Lineage: Eukaryota; Heterolobosea; Eutetramitea; Acrasida; Naegleriidae.
AUGGGAAACAACAAAUCAUCCAGUAAAUCCUCUCAUCUCAAAACAGAAGUCUCUCAUCGGGAAGGCAUUUCUAACGGUAGCAAUGAUGAUCAUGACGAUCAGAUUCGAGAUCGUAAGAUGAUGAUUUCAGAAAUGGAUCCCGAAGAAUGGAAAUUAUUAGAAAACGUAAAAAAGGAUCAAAUUGUGUAUUUAUUUGGAACUAAAAAGUCUCUCGAUAUUUAUAAUCGUAGAUUUGUCAAAUAUAUUGUAAAACAAGAGAAGAAAUUUGGAGAUGAUAUUUCAGCAAUGGGAAAUGGAGAUAAUGUUGUGAUUUUAUCUUCGGAUUCUUGUGUCAAAUAUGCUCCGAUAGGAUGUUCUUCUCAUACAAUGAUUGUCAUUCCUCAAUGCAUUUCAAGUGAUUCUAUCACAUCGAAAAAGUAUUUAGUGUUUGGUGGAAAGAAACAAAUUCCUUCAGGUUACAAAUCCAAUAUGGGAAGGAGCUUGAAAACUUCUGAAGAUGCCUUAUUGACCUAUUAUGAUUGUGGAUUAAAUAUUUGGCUCUACGGAGAAAAUACGACACACAAAUACACAAUGGACAAUGAAAGACCUGAUCCCAGCCUUUUCUAUCAUAGUUUUACAUUCAAUCCAAAAAAUAUGAAAGUUUAUAUAUUUGGAGGCAGUUCGAAUGAUUCAAAACGAGCGAAUUUUCUGGUAUCUAACAAAUUAUAUUGCCUCAAUCUGGAAAAUUGGACUUGGAGACAAGUUCGACAAAGUCACAAUGUUCAUAUUCAGCACACACCAGAGAAUAACACAUCACCCUCAUCGAACAUUGUGACACCUGUUCGAGGUCAUGCAGCCAUUUAUCGUUCACGAACAAACAGUAUUGUGGUGUAUGCAGGAAAUCUUGGAGGAUCAUCCCUAACCAAUGACAUGUUCGAAUUUGACUGUGAUACAGAAGAAUGGUCUAUGGUACCACAAUACGACACAGUACCCAGUAGGGCUUACCACAAUGCUGUUUAUUGUAAAUCGAGAGAUUGGAUGAUAGUUUUUGGUGGAGAAUUUUUCGAUCAAGGAAGUUCUCGUCUUGAAAUAGUGAAUGACAUGUGUAUAUUUGACUUUUGUGACAAAAAGUGGCAAUCGGUGGUUUUUAGAGGAGAUGCCAAUCCACCAGUUUCGACCUUUGGGCAUUGUACGACCAUCAUUUAUGAUCGAUUUGUUGUGACUUAUGGAGGUUGUGAUCGAGAGUAUAAUCCAAAGUCUCAAUGCAUGAUUUUUGACCUCUUUGAAAGACGUUGGACGCGAUUAAAUGUCAGUCUCGAAGCCAUUGAAGUGAGUGCAAAACAUACCUUAGACUCUUCAGAAAAUCAAGAACUUUGGAAUUUGUCCUAUCAAUGUGACCUUCCUCCGUUGAAUUGUUCUGCAAUGAUCUAUGACGAACAAUGUGAUUGUUUAGUAUUUUUUGGAGGUUACACCACCUCCAAAGAUAAGUGCAACUACAUCUUCAAGGUUAAAUUUGAUAUUGCAUUGUUAUUGGUGACCAAACAUUUCAAAUUUAUCUCACAGGCUCUCAGGACGUCAGAAGAACCCAAUAUUACACACGACAUUCAAAUUACUACCUUUCAAAACAAUAAUACCUCAAUCACCACCACCACUACUGUUGCUACUCGUAAUACGAGUCGUUCAACAUUGGAAUAA